AUGCAGGACAUCCAGAGCUCGGCACGCAACUGCCUCCGAAAGGGCCAAGGUUACGAAACGUGGUCGCAGCUCCGGGACAACAAGAAGAGCAAGGCCAACCCGUUGAGCCUGCACGGUGCACCCUGGACAAUGGCCGACUUCAAGGCAGAGGUCCAGAAGGCGAAAAUGGUGAAGAGCGCCAUGGAUGCAAGUACGCAGGAGAACGAAAGCUUCGCGAAUAUCCUCAAUCUCGGUGCGAGCCAGGAAAUCCCGCAGGAGGUGCCGGAGGUGGAAACGUCCAUGCCUACGGUGCACAGCCUUGGAUUGAUGGACGAGGAGGACGCCCGUGACCGGCCCGGAAAGAAGGACAACAAGGCUUUGAUUCGCUCCGCCAAGAAGGGCAACAAGGACAGCAAGGCCGUGGCCGACAAGCCGGACACAUCCGCAGCCGCCUCUGGAUUGAGAGACAAGGAGAAGGAGAAGAAGAAAGGCAAGGACAAGGAGAAGGAGGUGGACCCCGUGCCGAAGGAACGAAGGCAGCGCAAGACCGAGGAGAAGAGUUCCAAGGGCGACCAGUCCGCCGCCAUGAUGGAUCCCUCGGACAUCGGCAAGGUGCUCACGGGCGUGAUCAGCAAGCAGACAUUGUAUCACCGAAAGAGAAAAAUCUCCACGUUGCAAGAGAAGAGCCCGGAGGACGCAGGGCCCCAGGAGGAGCUCCACCGGGUUGCCACAUCGGCGCUGAUGCUGACCCCGACCGAGGUCAAGGCCGUGAGCCUCCAGAACAUGAAGGUGCAUUGUGUGACGGUGCACGAGUGGAUGAAAGACCGUCUCUCGGAAGGGCUUCCCGCGCUUGACAUUCCCAAAGAUGUGCAGAUUGGCAUCGUGCAAAAGUUCAGCAAGGAUGCUCCCCUCAGCGGCGAGGCAGCUUCCGCCAAAGAGUUUUGGAACACGAUGUGCCCGCUGGCAGAGCCACCGAGCGAGGGUAUGUCGCCCAAGACCUUCGACCUGCGAGCACCGAGACUUGCGGAAUGCGACGGGGACGACCUGACAAAGGUUCGCUUGUGCGAGAAAGCCGUCCUUGACCGAUUGGUUCGACUCGUGAAGGAGGGUGAAGCGCAGCAGCAGGACUUGGCCGACGCCCUCAUCCGGCAGAUGGAGCAGAGCUUGUCGGCUUCUGUGUUGCCGGAGGAGCAUGCAAGCAAGAAAGCCGUUAAUCGCCUGAUUGUCGGUCUGAAGGCUCUGACGGCCGUGUCAGGCACGAACGUAUGCGUGACGUCCUUGCCUGAUCCCAGCUUUGUGAAGACUUUGACGGCAGAGAAGAACAUGGCCAACCCGCUCGGCGCUUUGUUGGAUCAGUACUGGACCUACGCAUUUGCGGAGCAAUCCUGCAAAGACGAGCUGGAAACCUUCGCGAACAUGUUCAGCAAAGACAACUUGGAUAAGUUGAAGAUCGAGACCGUGCACGAGUUUUUCAGUAAACUCAGGAUCUACCACGAGAGCCUUCGAGCCGGAGCCGUCGAGGAGUUGCAGGUGCUGGCAAUCUCGGCAUUGCAGUCGCUAGCAGAACAGAUGCUGGCGGACAGUGGAAGCCCGGCUACGACGGCCGUGCGCUUGAUGGAGGAAACCUGUUUGCUUGCCAAAUCGAACGUCAGGGACGCCGAAGAGGCUGUGUCCAAGUUGGAGCCUAUUUUGGCGGCUUUGCGACCCAAGCUUCUGGCGGUGGACCAAGAAGCCAAACGGCAAGAUCUGGGGAACGCUGUGACACAGCUUUCCGCUGCUACAUCCAAUUCCGAGAUGCUGGAGAUGCACCCCAAGCUCAAGAAACUUGCCUUGGAAGGCAUCUUGAUUCCAGAGGCGAUGGAUCAGGCUGCCUGGAAGGCAUAUGCCCGGAUCAUGGAUGCUUCGUGGAAAACGGCCGAGACCAAAGAAGGGCUCGAGCUUGGUUCCAUUGGACUUCUGCUUUCCAAACAUGCCCAGGAUGCUGCCUACAUGAAGGCCGUUUCGACCCGUGUGGUGAGCUACGGGUUGCUACUGGGGCAUAUGAAUGCCUGGAUGGCUCUGGCCGACGAUCUUCACGGCAGGAUCGGGCACAAGAACUUCGAGACUCUCGAGCGCAAACUUAUUCAGGGCAUCAAGCGGCUGGCUGGCUGCGUUCCUGGAGAUGUCAAGCAUUCUAAGAUGCCGGAGGAUGCGCAGGUUUUCAACCUGCCGGGUGCAUGUGACAUGCUCUUGGCAAAGUGCAACGGCAUCAUUGAGCAGGUUUCGAGUGUCCAGCUCGACCGAGCCAAAGAUGCCUUGAAGCCCGGUGUGGCCAAGCUGUCCGCAUUGAAGGGCGGGAUCCCCGAUGGCAGAGAUUGGAAGAAGGAAGCGAAGCAGGCAGCAUGUUUGUUGGGUCAU
Symbiodinium sp. CCMP2456 is the source of this 2376-nucleotide messenger RNA. The record is from the annotation of a GenBank genome assembly. NCBI's taxonomy places the organism in Eukaryota, Dinophyceae, Suessiales, Symbiodiniaceae.